UGGCGGGAAGAUUUUAUUGCAGAGCAGGACCUACAGAAAGAAAUUUGGAUUUCCAACUCGAUUUUAGAAUGGCAUCUAUUUCAGCACUAACCGAGGAAUUGGAUUCUGUAACCAGUGAGCUACAUGCAGUAGACAUUCAAAUUCAAGAACUCAUGGAAAGGCAACAAGAGCUCCUUCAGAAAAAAUCUGUCCUAACAAAGAAAAUAAAUCAGUGUUUAGAGGAUUCUGAUGCUGGGACAAGCAACGAGUGUGAUUCUUCACCUGCCGCUUGGAAUAAAGAAGAUUUUCCAUGGUCUGGUAAAGUCAAAGAUGCUCUGCAAAAUGUCUUUAAACUACAGAAGUUCAGACCACUUCAACUUGAAACUAUUAAUGUAACAAUGGCUGGAAAGGAGGUAUUUCUUGUUAUGCCUACAGGAGGAGGGAAAAGUUUAUGCUACCAGUUACCAGCAUUAUGUUCAGAGGGAUUUACACUUGUGAUUUGCCCAUUGAUCUCUCUUAUGGAAGACCAAUUAAUGGUUUUAAAACAUUUAGGAAUUUCUGCUACCAUGUUAAAUGCUUCUAGUUCUAAGGAGCAUGUGAAAUGGGUUCAUGCUGAAAUGGUAAAUAAAAACUCCAAGUUAAAGCUAAUUUAUGUGACUCCGGAGAAAAUUGCAAAAAGCAAAAUGUUUAUGUCAAGACUAGAGAAAGCCUAUGAAGCAAGGAGAUUUACUCGAAUCGCUGUGGAUGAAGUUCACUGCUGUAGUCAAUGGGGACAUGAUUUCAGACCUGAUUAUAAGGCACUUGGUAUCUUGAAGCGACAGUUUCCUAAUACAUCACUAAUUGGGCUGACUGCAACUGCAACAAAUCAUGUUUUGAAAGAUGCUCAGAAAAUUUUGUGUGUUGAAAAGUGUUUUACUUUUACAGCUUCUUUUAAUCGUCCAAAUCUUUACUAUGAGGUUCGGCAAAAGCCUUCAAACACUGAAGAUUUUAUUGAGGAUAUUGUAAAGCUCAUCAAUGGGAGAUACAAAGGACAAUCAGGAAUCAUAUACUGUUUUUCUCAGAAAGACUCUGAACAGGUAACGGUUAGUUUGCAGAAUUUGGGAAUUCAUGCAGGUUCUUACCAUGCCAAUAUGGAACCAGAAGAUAAGACCAAGGUUCACACAAGAUGGUCAGCCAAUGAACUUCAGGUAGUAGUGGCAACAGUUGCAUUUGGAAUGGGAAUUGAUAAACCAGAUGUGAGGUUUGUUAUUCAUCAUUCAAUGAGCAAAUCCAUGGAAAAUUAUUACCAAGAGAGUGGACGUGCAGGUCGAGAUGACAUGAGAGCAGACUGCAUUUUGUAUUAUGGCUUUGGAGAUAUAUUCAGAGUAAGUUCAAUGGUGGUCAUGGAAAAUGUGGGACAACAGAAGCUUUAUGAGAUGGUGUCAUACUGCCAAAACAUAAGCAAAUGUCGCCGUGUAUUGAUAGCUCAACAUUUCGAUGAAGUGUGGAAUUCAGAAGCAUGUAAUAAAAUGUGUGAUAACUGCUGUAAAGACAUUUCAUUUGAAAAAAAGAAUAUAACAGAGUACUGUAGAGAUCUAAUUAAGAUCCUGAAACAGGCAGAAGAACUGAAUGAAAAACUCACUCCACUUAAACUGAUUGAUUCUUGGAUGGGAAAGGGUGCAUCAAAACUGAGAGUAGCGGGUGUGGUUGCUCCUGUACUUCCUCGUGAAGACCUGGAGAAAAUCAUUGCACACUUUCUUCUACAGCAGUAUCUUAAAGAAGACUAUAGUUUUACAGCUUAUGCUACCAUAUCGUACUUGAAAAUAGGACCUAAAGCUAAUCUUCUGAACAGUGAAGCACAUGUUAUUACUAUGCAAGUAAAGAAGCGCACACAGAGCGAUUUCAAGGUUGAGACAUCUGAAGCUUAUCAUUCUGAACAAGCUGAUAAAAAGGGGAAAGGAAAAACUUCAGGUAACUUCCAGAAGUCCACAAACAUGCUUCAACAGUCUGGUUCUAAGAAUACAGGGGCUAAGAAAAGAAAAAUUGAUGACGCCUGAAAUAACUAUUACGAAUUUUCCACAACAAUAACUGUUUAUGCA
Molecule: messenger RNA, 2057 nt
Organism: Marmota flaviventris (yellow-bellied marmot)
Lineage: Eukaryota; Metazoa; Chordata; Mammalia; Rodentia; Sciuridae
Gene: Recql
Product: RecQ like helicase
Biological process (GO): double-strand break repair via homologous recombination
Cellular component (GO): cytoplasm; chromosome
Molecular function (GO): nucleic acid binding; four-way junction helicase activity; 3'-5' DNA helicase activity
Source: RefSeq, a predicted model, not a curated record